This is a messenger RNA of Penicillium alfredii, 4455 nucleotides long. RefSeq lists its product as uncharacterized. Gene Ontology annotation, cellular component: mediator complex. The transcript is spliced from 4 exons. Gene Ontology annotation, molecular function: transcription coregulator activity. The record is from RefSeq and is a predicted model, not a curated record. Gene Ontology annotation, biological process: regulation of transcription by RNA polymerase II. Bases 1 to 4455 code for a protein of 1484 amino acids. NCBI's taxonomy places the organism in Eukaryota, Fungi, Ascomycota, Eurotiomycetes, Eurotiales, Aspergillaceae.
AUGAAUCCUGCUCAUUUCCCCAAUCCUGGCGGGGCCAUGCCCGGUGUGGUGAAACCGGGGAUGCAGCCGCCGCCAAAGAACGAAAAUGCCCAGGUCAUUAUGAACCAUGUCGCUCAGGUGUUGUCGAGCCAGGGACCGUACGUGGGAUGGAAGACAGAGGUUCCUAUCAAAACUCGGGCGAUGAAUGUGUACCAGAUGAUCACCUCUCUUCGUUUGAUCCAACCUCGUAUCGAUCUCAACCAAGCUGCUCAAGCCGCGCUGAGCUUUGAGCACAAAGCAUUCCAAAAGGCCACCGAGAGGAAUGAUUACGAUAAAGAAUGCACGGAAAAACUCCUUCACAUCAAAGACACUCGCCAAAGACAAGCCGCGGUCGCGUACCAAAGUGGAAUCAUGCCCCAGGCGGGCGCGGUGCCGAAUCAAAUCCAGGGCGGUUUCCCACAACAGAUGAACCGGAACCUACAGACCUCACCCGUCCCUGGUCAGCCACAAAUGGCGAUGGGGAUGAAUGAUCCGAACCAGCAGGCAGCAAUGCAGCAGCGCCAACAACAGUCAAUCCUCCAACAACAACAACAACAACAACAACAACGGGCUCAACAACGCCCGGGAAAUGGCGUCCCGCUUCCUGAUGAUUUGAACACGCUCUCCGCCCAGGACCUCGACCAUGUUUCUCGGUUGGCGAGCUCGAUGUUGGCCAAAACCUCCCCGGAGGAUAUGGAAAAAAUUAAGAUGAAUCUGUCCAACAUGACACCAGAGCAGCGACAGUAUUUGGCCCGAAAGAACAUGGAGCCCAUGACCUACUUUUUCCGCUCCCAGGCUCUCAACCAGUUGAGGAGACACCGUCGCGCCAGAAUGGAAAUGGGAGGUGCACCUAACGCCGGAGUCGAGCCUAAUGGUACCAUGAUGGGAGAUCCCAUGAUGAACCCCCAGCAGCGUCAAGUGUUUCAGAACAUGAUGAACCUCCAGCGCAACUCGGCGUUUUCUGGGAACCCUGGCCAGAAUCUCGAAACCGCGUUCAUCGGUAAUGUGGAGAACAUUCAAGGUCAGCAAGCGGACGGGUUGCGUUCGCAAGAAGCUGGUCAGCUUGUGGUCCCUGCCAGCUCAUCGCAGAUGAACCAGCAGCCAUAUCCGAACGGUCAAAACAUGUUUCCGCAACAGAUGGGUCAGAACGGCCAGGCCAACAUGAAUGGCGCCGGCGUCAACCCCCAAAUGUUUAAUCAGCAGCACCUUCAGAGCGGCUCAAAUGUUCCCCAGGACCGAAUGCAGUUCCAGACUCAACAGUCUCAAGCUGCACAAGCUCAAGCACGUUCCCAGGCGGCUCAGAAGGCCCAGAUGGCGAUGUCGGGACAUGGUGGCCAGGUGAACCAGACACAGCCGCGGCUCACGCAGCAAAGCCCCGUCAUGCCUAUGCUUAAUCAACCAAUGGCUCCCGGUCAAAUGUCUCCCGCCCAAGUUCCAGGUACAAACCGACCUCCGUCCCGACCUCCGAAUAUUGGCCAACACCCGGCGGGUCUCCAGGGUGUUUCGCAGCCGGGAGUACCAGGGCGACCGCAGAUCCCUCAGGGUCUCCCGCAGUCGGUGCAGGAGCAACUCUCCCGGAUGUCAAAUGAGCAGCUGCAGGCUUUCCUGAUGAAUCAACGUCGUGCCGCGCUGGCGAACAAUAUGGCUCGAGCCAAUGCGGCGCAGCAGCCUGCAUCCAUGCAACAAAACCCUUCUCAACCCGGUCAAGGCCAAGCAAUGCUUAAUGGACAGAUGGCCAACAACCCCAGGCUGAGAAACUCCAUGAGUCUACCACAGGGCAUGACGGCAGGCGCACCGCCUCAGGGUCAGCCGCUCAACGGCCAGCAGUUGACUCCGCAGCAACGGCAGCAACGCCAGAAUGAGUUCUACAAACUCCAGCUCCUGCGGCAGCACAACAACGGGAUGGAGAUGACACCGGAGCAGGGAAGGGAUAUGGACCGCAUGGUCUUCCCGCCAUCCAUCUUGAACAGCAACCCGUCCUCGGUGCCUAAACACAUCAAGACUUGGGGUCAACUCAAACAAUGGGCUGCUCAGAACCCACAACUGUCGAAUGGCGUGGACUUGCCAAAGCUGAUGACACUUCAGAAACUUCAUCUUGCCCAGAUUCUCACUGCUCAAUCGAAAGCCAUCGGUGGUCAGGGUCCUGGUAUUUCUCUACCCACCGGGCCCCAGGGCCAAAUGGCGAACACGCAGGGCUUCCCAACUGGUCAACCCCAGCCUCCUGUCAAUAUGCCUGUGAUGCGACCGAUCACUGUCCAAGAUAUUCAAAUGGCUCGUCAGAAGCUGGGCCCUCAAUCACCUAAUUUUACCGAUGACCAGAUUCGCGAGAUCCUCCACCGAAACCGCCAAAAGCAUCUCAUGCAGGCAGCGCAGAACCGAGCAGCGCAUCUCGAUGGGAACCUGCAGCCCGCCCAGCAGAAUCAACCAGGGCCACAGCCGCCCGUUUCUGCGCCGCAGCCUGGCCCGCAAACUCAACCGGGAGCUCCUUCCCAAGAGCCGCAGUUGCCUGCUGGCCCUCAAGCCUCGAAUGCAAAGCCGCAAGUGGGUGCCGCCCCUAAGGGAGGCAAGGCUGCUCCUGGAAAACAAGCAUCGAAGAAGCGGCCUCAUGCAGACGAGACUGGAGAGACUCGAGCCACAACGACCCCUCAGCAGACGCAACCGACGGCUGUUCCCGGCGCUCCUACGACUGCUCCGCCCCGGCCAGCUCUCCCCUUCUCGCAGGAACAGCUUGCCGCGAUGAGUCCCCAGCAACGACAGGCCGUUGAGGCUCACAUACGGAAACAGCAGGGCCAGGCUCGUGGUCCCGUAAUUAGCAGGGCGGCUGCGGAGGAUGCCUGGAACAGGAACCUUCCGCCGCAGGUCAUGGAGGUGUACAAUGAUAUCUCAAAGAAUGCGCCGCUUGCGCAGCCUAUUCCUGUGUCUCCAGAGCAGAAGGCAGCCAUGGCACAGCAACUGCGGGAAGCCUUGGAUCUGCUUGGCCGCCUGGAUGUCUUGGUGCAGUGGUUUGCGAAGGUUCAGGGCCAGGAGAAGAAUGUCCGGAACCUGCUUGCGAUGCGCAUUCAACUGAUGCAACAAUUUAAGCCUUCGCCAGAGUGGAUUGUCAAGGAUCACUUCACUGUCUCCUCUGAUUACUUGAGCGGCGCCAUUCUUUUCAUCCGGAGGUUGUUCCAGCUGAUGAUCGGCCGUAUGAGUCAACAGCAGAACCAACGGCCCAAUGCUUCCCAGGCUCCAGUCCCUGCUGCACAGACCACGCAAGCAAGCAUGCCGGCGUUGAACGCCACCAAUCUCCAGCAGUUGCAGCAACAAGAAGAAGCCCUUCAACGGGCCCGACGUGCUUCUAGCCAGUCUGCCGCAGCAGUGGCACCUGCACCAUUUGGGGCACCGUCUCCGCAGGGUGUGCCGCAUGCGUAUGGUCCAGGUGGGCUUGCACCUGAGAUGCUGAAACUUCCUCCGCCCAAGAAGAGAAAGCAGUCACAUGCCGGCCCCGGUGCUUCUCCUAUGCAGGCCAGCGCUGCUCCGGCUAAUGCGGCCAGAUACAAGCAGGCAACGAACGAGGCGAAGGCUACGGCCGCAGCUCUGGCCGGUGCUUUCAAGUGUGGCGUUGUUGAGUGCCACCACCACUACCAGGGCUUCCCAACCCAGGCCGCGUUGGACCGACAUGUUGAAGAUAGUCACCAGCUGGAGGAAGAGAUUAUUGAGGAUCCCCUUCAAUACUAUCUUGACAGUAUCUCCAUUGGCCUGGGCUUGACAUCCGAUACCUCCACCACCAAACAGGCUGCUACGUCUGGCCCUGCGCCUAGCAAGCUGGGUCCUGUGGCCUCUCCUGCUAAACAGGGGAUGCCCACCCCUGCUACCACCAAUACACCCAUGGCUCGCGUUGCUAGCCAGCUCGGCACCAAGUCCGCGUCCCCAGCUGUGUCUGCGCAGCAGCUCACUCCCCGCCAACCGUCUAGCAAGGGUAUCCAGCCUUCUCCUAGCAAGGACGUCAAGAAGGAAACCGACAAAUCCGAGCUGCCCGGCAGCGAGGUUAAAGACCCCUGGGCAGACUGCCCUAUGUCCUUGGAGGUCCUCCACGACACCUUCUCCCCGAUCCUUGGACGUGACCCCACCUUCGAUCUCAUGGAUGAUUUCUUCAUGCAACAGACCGACCAGUUUUUCCAAGACCAAGGAAAAGACACUCCUGACUCAGUGGACCUUGCGUUGGCGACGAAGACCCCGGAGCAAGACUCCAAGGAAGCUGUUAUUGUGGAUGACUUCUUACUUCCCUGGGACGAAGACGCUGCUGCGGAAACAGCGGCCUGGAUGGCCAUCCCACCCGAAAUUCAGAAUAACUCUGAUGGCGAGAUCCACGGGGUGCGAGUGGACUGGGAUCUCCUCGAACGGCAGCAAAAGGAACUGAAUCUUGACUCCGGCGUUCCGGUUAUUCCCGCCCUGUGA